Molecule: messenger RNA, 993 nt
Organism: Drepanopeziza brunnea f. sp. 'multigermtubi' MB_m1
Lineage: Eukaryota; Fungi; Ascomycota; Leotiomycetes; Helotiales; Drepanopezizaceae
Source: RefSeq, a predicted model, not a curated record
AUGAGCACCAGAUCUGCGAGUCAUGCUGGCUCAUGGUACUCUUCAGGCAAGGACAAGCUCUCCAACGAGCUCGACCAGUGGCUCGCUCAGGUCCCUGAUUCGAUCGAUGGAACACAGCUGCCAGUCGCAGGCGCAAGAGUCAUAAUUGCGCCACAUGCAGGCUAUUCAUACUCAGGUCCUGCUGCGGCGUGGGCAUACAAAUCCCUUGAUCUUUCAAAUGCCCAACGCAUCUUCCUCCUUGGCCCCUCGCACGCUCUUUACCUCCCUGGCUGCGCAACAUCGAAGCACUCACGAUACGCUACACCGUUGGGAGAUCUAGUAAUCGAUACCGAAAUCGUGAAGAAGUUGCAGGAUACGGGGAAGUUCGAGAAGAUGAGCACAGACGCGGACGAGACGGAGCACAGUCUUGAGAUGCACCUUCCUUACAUCUACAAGUUGUGCUCGCAGUCCUUCAAUUCACCAGCCGAAUUCCCUCCUAUUGUACCGAUACUCGUAGGAAACACAAGUGCCACUUCAGAGAAGGCGUACGGAGAUGUUCUAGCGCCAUACCUUGCGGACCCUACAUCGGUCUUCAUAGUCUCUUCGGACUUCUGCCAUUGGGGUCUGCGGUUCCAAUACACAUACUACCUCCCAGCUUCGCCGUCAGCGGCUGCGGGCACAGCUGGUGGAUAUUCCCUGAAACAGCGACACGAUGAUCCUACCGAUCCUCCCAUCCAUGAGAGCAUCGGCCGGUUAGACAAACUUGCGAUGGAUGCUAUCGAGACUGGCAAACAUGAUGUAUUUUUGGGUAAUUUGAAAGAGACUGGCAAUACAGUCUGUGGAAGACAUCCGAUUGGUGUUGUCAUGGCUGCCAUCGAGGUCUUGGAGAAAGAAGGCAAGGUCUCUCCCGAGGGGAAGGGCAAGUUCAAAUUUGUCAGAUACGAGAGGAGCAGCGAGGUAGAAGAGAUCAGUGACUCAUCGGUCAGCUAUGCCAGUGCAUAUGCGGUGCUUUGA